CCCUAUGAGAAAAAGGGAAAGCUAAGGAUGCUGGAGCAGAACAAUGGAUUUCUCUUUCUCUUUCAUGCAAGGGAUCAUGGGAAACACAAUUCAGCAACCACCUCAACUCAUUGACUCGGCCAACAUCCGCCAGGAGGAGGCCUUCGAUGGCAGCAGUGACCUCGGCGAGGAUGGGGCCCGGACGCCGUACGAGGCCGCGCUGCAGCAAGGCUUCCAGUACCCCCCGGCCGAGGAGCUGCCGCCCCUCAGCAACGGCUUCCCGCCGGCCCUGGGCAGCUACGAGCCCCAGGGCAAGUUCCAGUUCCCCCAGUACCCCAAUGGCUCGGCCAACGGCUUCGGGGCCGGCAGGACCUUCAGCCCCCCCGAGUAUUACCCCGUGGAGAACUCCAGCUCCAACGCCAGGCCGCACGAGGCGCUGGGAAAACCUUCCCCUCCCCAGCCGCCACCUCCUGCACCGCCUCCAGCUCCACAAGUGGGCAUUCCAAAGAAGACUGGCUCACCAGAGAUCAAACUCAAAAUAACCAAAACUAUCCAGAACGGCAGGGAAUUGUUUGAGUCCUCCCUGUGUGGGGACCUGUUGAAUGAAGUCCAAGCGAGGGAGUACGCUAAGGCAAAACACGAAGGGAGGAAAGAGAAAAGGAAAAAAAGUAGCAAGCACGACUCUUCCCGGUCGGAAGAGCGCAAGUCACACAAAAUUCCAAAAUUAGAACCAGAGGAGCAAAAUAGACCAAACGAGAGGCUUAGCACACUCUCUGAGAGACCAAGAGAAGAGGCAGUGCUGGAGGAAGCCCCGGUGCAGCCGCUCGUGCCGUCCCUUCCAGCGCAGGUCACCCAUGACAUCAAGUUCCAGAUUGGGGAUCUGGUUUGGUCCAAGGUGGGGACGUACCCCUGGUGGCCUUGCAUGGUGUCCUGUGAUCCACAGCUUGACGUGCAUACCAAAAUUAAUACGAGAGGUGCCCGGGAAUACCACGUGCAGUUCUUCAGCAACCAGCCAGAGCGAGCCUGGGUGCACGAGAAGCGCGUCCGGGAGUACCAAGGGCACAAACAGUACGAGCAGUUACUGGCUGAGGCAGCCAAGCAAGCCAGCAACCACUCUGAGAAGCAGAAGAUUCGCAAGCCGCGGCCGCAGAGGGAGCGAGCACAGUGGGACAUCGGCAUUGCCCACGCCGAGAAGGCGCUGAAAAUGAGCCGGGAGGAGAGGAUAGAGCAGUACACCUUCAUUUACGUGGACCAGGAGCCAGAGGAGGCUUUGGCUAAAGCCAAAAAGACUGCUGCUGCCAAAUCGGAGGCCAAGAAGAACCGGCGGCCGAAGGUGGCGCCGAGCACACAGCCAGAGCACAGCAGCGCCAGCGUGGGGACAGGAACGGGGACAGGAACAGGGACAGGACCAGGGCCAGGCUCGUCCCCCUCCCACGCCGAGGCGCGCAGGCAGCCCCCGCGCAGGCAGCCCAGCGGGGACGAGGAGGAGGCACCGCCCGUCAAGAUCGCCUGGAAAACAGCUGCAGCCAGGAAAUCCCUACCAGCUUCAAUAACCAUGCACAACCUGGAUCUGCAAAAGUGUAACAUGUCUCCAGUUGUUAAAAUUGAACAGGUUUUUGCCCUUCAGAAUGCUGCUGGGGAUGGAAAACUCAUCGAUCAAUUUGUUUAUUCCACCAAGGGAGUUGGUAGCAAAACAGAAAUAAGCGUCAAAGGACAAGAGAAGCUAAAUUCUUCAUCAGCCCAGAGGAGUGAAAAAGCAGUGGUGCAGAACACGUCCUCUCCUGAGACAACCUCUGGGGCAGCAGGUUCUGUAGAAAAGAAGCAACAGAGAAGAUCGAUUCGAACCCGCUCCGAGUCUGAGAAAUCCACUGAAGUUGUGCCAAAGAAGAAGAUCAAAAAGGAGCAGGUCGAAGCUGUCCCACUGGCAGCAGUGAAGACGGGGCUGCAGAAAGGUGCCAGUGAGAUUUCAGACUCCUGUAAACCCUUGAAGAAGAGAAGUCGUGCCUCCACAGACAUGGAAUUGACCAGCUCAGCCUACAGGGACACGUCUGACUCUGAUUCCAGAGGACUCAAUGAUUUACAGGGCAGUUUUGGGAAGCGCUCAGACAGCCCCUCAGCCACUGCCGACGCUGAUGCCUCAGACGUGCAGUCGGUGGACUCCAGCUUAUCCAGGAGAGGAACUGGAACAAGCAGAAAGGACACUGUUUGUCAGAUCUGCGAGAGCUCCGGCGAGUCGCUGCUGGCCUGCGAGGGCGAGUGCUGCAGCAUGUUCCACCUGGAGUGUCUCGGCCUGAAGGCUGUGCCUGAGGAAAAGUUCAUCUGCACCGAGUGCAAGAACGGGGAGCACACGUGCUUUUCCUGUAAGCUCCCUGGCAAGGACGUGAAGCGCUGCUCCGUCAGCACCUGUGGCAAGUUCUACCACGAGGGCUGCGUGCGCAAGUUUGCCACGGCCCUGUUCGAGUCACGCGGCUUCCGCUGUCCCCAGCACUGCUGCACGGCCUGCUCCAUGGACAAGGACAUGCACAAAGCCAGCAAAGGUCGCAUGGCGAGAUGUCUGCGCUGCCCCGUGGCCUAUCACUCUGGAGACGGCUGCAUCGCUGCAGGAAGCUUGUUUGUGUCAUCCCACAUCCUCAUCUGUAGUAACCAUUCCAAAAGGACUCACUCCUCAUCAGCUGUAAAUGUAGGCUUUUGUUUCGUUUGUGCAAGAGGGCUGGUAGUGCAGGACCAUUCAGACCCCCUGUUCAGUUCCUAUGCCUAUAAGUCCCACUACCUACUGAAUGAGUCAAAUCGUGCUGAGUUGAUGAAAUUACCUAUGAUUCCUCCUCCUUCGUCAGCUUCCAAAAAGAAAUGUGAGAAAGGUGGCAAACUGUUGUGCUGUGAGUCCUGCCCAGCUUCCUUCCACCCCGAAUGUCUCAGCAUAGAAAUGCCUGAGGGCUGCUGGAAUUGCAAUGACUGUAAAGCUGGCAAGAAGCUGCGGUACAAGCAGAUCGUUUGGGUCAAGCUUGGGAAUUACAGGUGGUGGCCAGCAGAGAUCUGCAAUCCCAGGUCUGUGCCUCUCAACAUACAGGGCCUCAAACAUGAUAUCGGGGACUUCCCAGUAUUUUUCUUUGGUUCACAUGACUACUAUUGGGUACACCAGGGCAGAGUUUUCCCUUAUGUUGAAGGAGAUAAAAGCUUUGCUGAGGGGCAAACUAGUAUUAACAAGACCUUCAAGAAAGCACUUGAAGAAGCAGCAAAGCGUUUCCAGGAACUGAAAGCACAAAGAGAAAGCAAAGAGGCAUUGGAAAUUGAAAGGAAUUCAAGGAAACCUCCACCCUAUAAACACAUUAAAUCCAACAAGGUGAUCGGGAAGGUGCAGAUCCAGGUGGCCGACCUGUCGGAGAUCCCGCGCUGUAACUGCAAGCCCUCGGAUGAGAACCCGUGCGGGCUGGAGUCCGAGUGCCUCAACAGGAUGCUGCAGUACGAGUGCCACCCGCAGGUGUGCCCGGCGGGGGAGCGCUGCCAGAACCAGUGCUUCACCAAGCGCCUCUACCCCGACGCCGAGAUCAUCAAAACCGAGCGCCGCGGCUGGGGGCUGCGCACCAAGAGGAGCAUUAAAAAGGGUGAAUUUGUGAAUGAGUAUGUUGGAGAGCUGAUUGACGAGGAGGAGUGCCGGCUGCGGAUCAAACGUGCUCACGAGAACAGUGUCACCAAUUUUUAUAUGCUGACUGUAACCAAGGACCGAAUAAUAGAUGCUGGCCCAAAGGGGAAUUACUCUCGUUUUAUGAACCAUAGUUGUAACCCAAACUGUGAAACGCAGAAAUGGACAGUGAAUGGUGACAUUAGAGUUGGACUCUUUGCUCUUUGUGACAUUCCUGCAGGAAUGGAGUUAACAUUCAAUUACAACCUAGACUGCCUGGGCAAUGGCAGGACCGAGUGUCACUGCGGAGCAGAGAACUGCAGCGGCUUCCUGGGAGUGCGUCCCAAGACAGCAUUUGCAACAGCAAAUGAAGAGAAGGUGAAAAAUGCAAAAUUAAAGCAGAAGAAACGGAAAAUAAAAACAGAACAGAAGCAGAUGCAUGAAGAUAACUGUUUCCAGUGUGGAGAUGGGGGAGAGCUGGUCAUGUGUGAUAAGAAGGACUGUCCCAAAGCAUACCACCUCCUAUGCCUUAACCUGACUCAACCACCUUUUGGAAAGUGGGAAUGUCCAUGGCAUCAGUGUGACAUCUGUAGCAAUCCUGCUGUGUCCUUCUGUGAGUUCUGCCCCCAUUCCUUCUGCAAGGAUCACGAGAAGGGAGCCCUGGUGCCGUCGGCGCUGGACGGCCGCCUCUGCUGCUCCGCACACGACCCCAAAUCGCCUGUGGCACCCGAGUACUGGAGCAAGAUCAAGUGCAAAUUGGAAGCACAGAACGCUGUGGAAGAGGCAAAGGAGUGAAUUUGGUUAAAAACAAACAGGGGAGGGGAGAAGAAGGGCAGCAGGCGAUGAACUCAGAGAUUGCAGUGCCACACUGGGCUUUGUCCUCGGGGCCGUCACGUGUGAACUGGAGGGGGACCAUUGACCUGAGCGAGGAGGAGCAAGCAGUGGUGUUUGCUUUUUAUUGUUUGGUCUUUCUUUUACCCUUGAAUGUGCUACAGCAGCUCUUACUGUGGGAAACCUGGAGCGUCUUGGCCUUUGAAGAAAACCGUAAAGCUUUUGACAGUGAAAAGAAUAUUCUGUUUAAAAUAAUGUUCUUUGAGUGUAGAAAGCAAAGCAUAGCCACAUAUUUAUUUAUUUAAUUUUGAAAGGGUGUUGAAGAUCUGGCUUUGAUCAGUCAUCGUGUCUUUAAAAACAAAGCGGCAAAGCCAACGUAACUUUUGUGUCUAGUUUAUGGCAAGAGCAAAGCCUCUCCCCUCUGUAACGCUGAGAUGCCAAACAGACAGGUGUGGGUGUCAGACCAGGUGACUCUGAAAUGCCUCUGUUCCAGUACUUAUUGUUAAAGGCAUUGGAGAAGGUAGGUUGUCUCUCAUGUUUACUUAGAAUAUUAUUGUGAAGCUUUUCCUGUGAGAAAUCAAGUGUGUGACUUCUGGGAAGUGCUCGUAACACAAGGUGUGGCAGUGGGGAAGAAGUGGUGGCUCCUUGCUCCAGAGCUGCCUUGGGUGUUUGCAGGCAGAUGGGAAAAUUCAGGGUUUAAUUGCACAGUGGUCAUUUCUUUAUCCCACCUGUUUUGGAAACCUCUCAGGCAGGAGAGGCUCCGAGCCUCAGUCAGUCCUGAGUGGGUUCAUCAUCUGCCACAUCUGCCCUGCUUUGGUGACAGUUUCUGGGUGUGAUCUUCAGUCCUGCCUUCCCAGGCUCCCCUGGGCUUCAGGGAGACUUGGGCAGGUGAAGGACCUGACCCAUGUACGUGUUGGUUUCGAUGGAAUGUUAAGAUUUUUUUUUUUGUUGAGAGAGAUCUUCUAACUUUAAUCUUCAUUGUUAAUGGAGCUGAGGAACAUCUCAGCACUUCCUCAGUGAACAGGGUAUUUUGUGUCUGGGUAAGGGGCCACAUCCCAGCAGCCAGCUGAUGCCUCAGGAUAUUGUUCUGUCUUGGAUUUCCUCUGUUAAUCAGAGACAGACUCCUCCAGUGAGGCUUUCCAAGUGGCUUGUGUUGGCUCUUGCUCCAGAAUUUUUUUAGAAAACUUAUAUUCCUCCAUUUUUUUUUGUGCAAGGUGGGGCACUGGAACUAGUUUAGGUGACUCUUCCCCCCCCAGCCCAUGAUCUCACCAAGCACUGUGUUCCCCCUGCCCUGGCAUGGUGAGUUCUUCUGACCUGUGUACUGAUAAUAGCUACUCCCCGCCAGCCUUUGCUUGUGGGUACUGAAAAUAAUCAAGUGUUGCUGGCAUCUGGCUGAAUUGAGCCUUGGAAUUAAGAACCUUGUCUCUGGAAAACUGCUUACACAAACCUGUGGGAACACAGAGACUUCUCAGAUCAAGAAAAUAGGCUGAAAAAGUCUGUGUGGGAUUUAGAACAUGUCUUGCCUCUGCCUGGUGUCCUUCUUAUCCUCAAAGUGAUGUACAGGGGGAGUUUUUGUGUGUGCAUGGUGAAGUGAUAGAUACACUACAGCCCCAGAGCAGCUGCCCACACCUCCCUUGGGGUGACAGAACCCACAGGUGCCUGGGGCAGCAGUUUUUGGGAUCCCUAAAGCACUUCCUGCUGUGGGCCAUGCUGCAUUGAGGGUCCAACACUAACCCUGCUGGAAAGCAGUGCUGGAUUUUGGUAUUUUUAAAGAAAAAAAAAUUACAAAAAGGAUUUUAUUUUUCUUAAUGUUUUGUGUGAGAAAUGUCUCUUUUUAAGCUCGUAUUGAGGAUGUUUAACCUUCUCAGAAAUUCCAAACACAGCUCUUGCUACCACGUCUGUAGGGCCUGAGGUGUUCACUUUAGAUUAUUUAUUAGGUUUGAUAAUGUUCAGUGAUUUUCUCUGAAGUCAGAGCAUUCUGGUAUUGCAGAUAUCAGCAGAUAUAUCUUUAUAUAUAUAUGUAUAUCUAUAUAUAUAUAAUAGAUAUGUUGCUGAUACCAUGCUGCUGUGUGAGUGCACUGAUCUGGUCCCUUCAUUCUGUGUCUGUGAUGCCCUGCUGAGCAGAGGGACGUGGUGUGGCCGCACCAGGACACCUUGGGAGCCACAGACUGUCAGUGGCCACCUUGGCCAGGGCACAGGACACAGGGAGGGCACAGAAGGCUUAAAACUUCUCAAAUACUGUGAUGGAGGCUGCUGCUUCUCUGUGCCACUUGAUGUCUUGGUUCACUUUGUGUUCAGACUUUUUAGAGAUGCUUCUUUUUUCCACCAAAAAAUGAUUCACAGCAGCUAACAGUUGGACUUGGACUCAGAAGGGAAAACAGGAGAGGUUGUUCAGUUUGUGAACAAAACUCUGAACUGAAGGUGAGUCUUUCAAAGAGCUUUAACAUUGUUAGAUGAGAAAAGGCCAGUUCAGAUGAUCUUGGUGACUGCAGGGGCUGUUCUGAGUUAGACAUCAGACUCAGAUGUUAAAAUGCACAUUUUAACCAUGUCUUUGUAAACUGAGUAACCAGAAUGUAGUUUGCUUAGUGCAGCUCCUUUGUAAGGAAAAGAUUGCACAGCUGUUCUGAUGUAUUGGCUUCAGCAGAGUGGGAGGCAGCUGCUGAAUUAAUUUGUGUGGGCUCCAAAAUAAGGCAUCUUGGAUAGUUGGGUCAUUUUGUGCUGAGACCUAGAGGAAAUGCACAGAACUGGUGAUUUUAGUGGAGAGCUGGAAUGUGAUGUACCAGCACAUUGCUGUUCCUUCAUAGGAACACACUGGUGUGUACUUCCCUUCUGUGUUCAGUUUUUGGGGUGGCCCUGCACUUCUGGUGACCUCCCUGCCCUGCCCAGGGAACAAGGUUUGUGGUUUACUGAAGCUUUUCCUCUGCAGCUGCGCUGGGCACAGUGCAGGUAUCCUGCAGCCCGUGGCCAGAUGGAUCUCGAAGCAAGAAUUCCAGGAUGCUGUGAUUGCUGAGGUUGGUUCCACCAUCCCUGAACACAUGGUGCAAGCAUUAGCUGUUGUAGCUGUCAGAUUCUUGUAUAGAUGUGUCCUGUCUAUAGACUGUUGAAGGCGUUUGCAGCUCAGGAAGGAAAUUUUGUGGGCAAAUCACCUUCUCUGGUCACCACAUGGUCUUGGAGAAUCAGUUCUAAUGGAGUAGUAGGGCUGGAAUGUGCAUUUUUGGCCUUUCUUCUUAAAAAACGCUUCUUUUAUCUUGAUUUCAGGAUAGAAUGGGAAAGACACAAUUACUAGACAUAAUUAUCAAUGAGCAUAAAAUCUGUAUAUAUUGAAACUUGACAGAAUGAUGUGGGUGGGGAGGGGGAGGGUGGGAUGGGGUGUCCGGCGCUGGUACGGAGAAGUCACUUUAACAUGGAAACCUCUGCCUCAUUGAAUUCAGGGUUUAAUGUACUUGAAGCUCUGCAGUUCCUUUUACAGCUUUUUUUUUUUAAUUUAUACAUGAUUUUUUUUGUAUACUGCAUUGAAAAUGUCCUUGACUUCCCCCAAGUUCCCUCCUGCUCCCGCUGUACAGUGGAUCUGUGGCAAAGGGGAGGGUGUGGAAGCAGCGUCUUGGAGCUGUGUGUUCACCAGGUGUUGUGUGGGAGACAGUGACCUUGGAGCAGUGCUGUCCCUUCCCAUUGCCAUCAGCUUUCCCCACCAUUUCUCUUUGUGUAGCAAAAACAUUUGCACUUACCAUACACUCCUACACGUUGGAUGUAUUCCCAGUGUUGUUCCGAGGGAAAAAGGAGGGGAAAAAAAGGCAAAACAGGAAGAAAAGAAGAGCUGUUCCCUGUGAUGCUGUGUUUCUGAGUGAGCAGCUCAGGUCUGUGUUCCCCUGGGAGGGGUCUCGCUGCUCCAGAGCAGGAGGUGGGGAGCUGGGACUGUGCUUUGUGUAGGGGAUUUCUGUGAUUAAUGUGAAUAAAAAAGGGAAAACAUGUAUGAAUUUGCCAAAGCCAUUUACCACUCCCUGUGGCCCGGGGCUGUGCCCUCCCUGUGCCACCAACAGGUCCAGGUGCAGGCAGCAGCCUGGGGUCCCUCUGGGGAUCACAUCUGUGUGGGGUCUUUCUGGAAAUCCCAUCUCUGGGUUCCCUCUGGAGAUCCCAGCUGUGUGGGGUCCCUCUGGAGAUCCCAUCUCUGGGGUCCCUGGGAGCCCCCACCGUGCAGUUCUCUCUCGCUUUUGGGCCAUAACCAGACUGGAUGAACCCCUUUGCUCCCUGUUCCGGUGGAUCCGUGUCUCAUUUCUGUGUCACUUUUCCUUUCCCGAGAAGCUGCAGCCCCCGGGGUGAUCCUGUCCCGUCUGAGCCGGGGCUGGGGGCUGGCUUUGGGGUGCUCUGAGGAUCCCCACCCCUUCGUCUCCACGAGUGAUGUUGCACAACACAGAUCCCCGCGGAUACGUCUCCAUCCCCACGUGCUCUGUAAGAUGGACCUUUGUAGAGUUGUUAUAUCUGUAGACUUUGUUUAUCUGUAACAAACUUUGUAGAUUCUGUGAAAUGUUAUUUUAAGGAAAUCACUCGAGUCUUUAAUAGCAAAGCAUCGAUACUCACCGAAGUCGGUAUAGAAGAGUUUUUGGACGCAGACGCAGCCCUGACACUGCCGAGGAGUGUCUGAUUCCACGGGGCAUUACUGUAUCAUGACUUGAUGUUGCCGCAUAGACUUUGAGAUAUCCAACAUUUUGGGGGGUUUGUGUUGGCCUCUGUCCUCUUGCAUAGUGUGAAGCCUGUAAAGCUGGUUCCCUGUACAUAGAUAGCUCCUGUCCUCUAGGUAGAGCGUAUCGAGACUUGCCUGUAAUAUUUUAGCUUCUUACUGACUGUGUGUGAUGGUAGAACAUAUAAUUUUUGUACAUUCUAUUUACUGAGAUGUUGCUUUUUUUUUUUAUUUUAUUUUACAAAUACUCUGGAAUUCAGAUGUGGGUUUAUUGGACUUUGUUUUUCUUGUUUAUUUUCCUUUUUUUUUCUUUUUUUUUUUUUUCCUUUUGGUUUUCCAUGAGGAUUCCUUUGGAAAGGUUUUUAAUGACAUUCCACUGAUCUGAAAUUUUUUGCUUGAGGUUGACUUCAAUAAAUCGUUCUGAAUGUUCCACCGCUG
Messenger RNA from Oenanthe melanoleuca, 9542 nucleotides. It is a transcript of the gene NSD3, whose product is annotated as nuclear receptor binding SET domain protein 3. NCBI's taxonomy places the organism in Eukaryota, Metazoa, Chordata, Aves, Passeriformes, Muscicapidae. Gene Ontology annotation, cellular component: nucleus; chromatin. The transcript is spliced from 23 exons. Gene Ontology annotation, biological process: regulation of DNA-templated transcription. The record is from RefSeq and is a predicted model, not a curated record. Gene Ontology annotation, molecular function: protein binding; histone H3K36 methyltransferase activity. Bases 44 to 4393 code for a protein of 1449 amino acids.